AUGCGGCAGUUUACCUUUAUCUUUCUUUCAUAUUUUGCGAUAAUUAUAAAAGGUGACGUGUCAAGCAAUCUAGAAUCGCGCAAUCCCCUCAUUGAUAUAAUUCUCAAGAAAAUUAGUAAAAUAUCUUCAGAAUCCGUCCAAAAUGGGACAUAUAUUGACGAUGACGAUGAGUUUAAUAAAAUCGAGAAACAACUCAAAAAAGCAGCAGAGCCUUUAGGAGAAAAAGGUGACAAAUAUGUCAAACUGAUUAUGCGAGGAAUCCGAUCCGGUAAAAAUAAGAUCAAAAAAAUAAAUGACAUUAUGAGUAAUUCUAAUCAAGAUGAAUUACUAGCAAGUGAUUUACAUGAAAAUGUACGUAACUCAAACAGAGAGGAUCUUGAAGCAAAUACAAUGGAUGCAUCUUUGCAAACAAAAAUCAAUGUAACGAAGGGUGAAAAAGAAAACAUUUUUAAUUCUAUUGAAGAUAAGUUACGAAAAGCUGCAGUACCACUGGGCGAUCAAGGAGAAAAAUACGUCAAAAUAAUUAUGCGAGGAAUUCGCAAUGGCAACAAGAAUAUCAAAUUAACAGUCAACGAUAAAUCAUUAGAUAAGAGUAAACAUUACAAAAUUGGACACGGAAAGCCACGUGAUACCAUGUUACAUUAUAUAAUCGAAAGAAUUGGUAAGUUGUCUCUGGAUUCAAUUCGUCAAAUUAAAACUGACUCUGAAUUUGAAGAUAAAAUCAAAUCGGUCGAAAAUAACUUAAAAAUAGCAGCGGAGUCAAAAGGAGAAAAGGGAAAGAAAUACGUAGACUUAAUUCUGCGGGCUUUACGGCGCAUUUAUAGACAGACUCGUGAUGUAGAUUAUAACAAUAAAGUAACGAUGUCUGAUGAAGUUGAUAAAGUCGUUGAUCAUACCUAUAAAUUACAUAAUAUGAUUAAAAUUGAUGAAGGUAAUGAUAGACUAAGAAACCAAGUAAUUCAAGACAUAGCAAGUACUGUUAAGAAACUCAUAAUAAAAUAUCAUACAUCUGGAAAUGAUACAUUAUUAUUACAAGAAAUCAAAAUGAAAUUAUUUGAAAGUUUGAAGCAUAAAGAUUUAAUAAACACCAAUGAUGAUAUAAGGUCAUUAACUAACUUGCUAAUUGAUGGAAUAAAUGCAGCGAUAACAAAUUUAAACAUGAAUAGACGAUACGGUAACAGAAUUCCACAUAACAUAAAUAGCAUAUUAGAAUUUAAAAGACCUCAAGAAAAACCAUCAGUUUCUUAUAAAGAAUGCAGGGAUACGGUCAACAAAACUUGUUCUAAUAUAAAUUUAAUAAAAUCCCUAAAAUGCUCUAAUGCGAAUGAAAUAAUCCACAUAACUCAACUUUGCAAUGGAAAUGCUGAUUGCUCUGAUUAUUCAGAUGAAAAGUAUUGCACAGAACAGGCUAUCAAAAAGCUUCGAUUUGCACAUAACAUUCUUACUGGUAUAAAUAAACCAUUAGAAAACGGUUGCUUUCCGGGUGCUAUGAAUCCAAACUUACUUUCAAGACAAAAUAAUUUUUUACAAGAUAUAUUAAAUUCCCAAUUAGAAUUUAUUGAAAAAUAUAAAUCUGAACAUCGUAUUAAACUUGCAACAAAUGGCAAUACAAGAAAUCGUCUAAUAAAUGAAAUUACUGAUGUAUUAAGCACUUUGACAAUGGCGCUAGAUAAAGCUUUUUGUUCUAAUAAAAAUACUCGAAGAUUUAAUAAAAUCCUGGACGAAGAAGAUCCUUGGCCAACAGAUAAGUGGCCCCCUACGUCAUGUCCCUGUCUUCAAGGACCGUGUCAGAAUUGUACCUACCCGUGCAAAAGAAUAUGUUGGCACAAGAGUAGUUUACUAAAUUGGAACUGCGAGUCUGUAAACCAGUCAUCUAUGGUACCUUUAAGUGUAAUUUGUGAUGGUAAAAUUGACUGUUUUGAUGAAUCCGAUGAAAAAGGAUGUUUUUUAGCUACAACACAUGGUAAAUUUGCCGCUCACAAGAAUUUUAUUGAAGUAACAGAUGCUUUAAAAUUGAAAGCAUCUAAAGAUUACAAAGCUGAAAGAAAUAAAAUCUGGGUACUUAUCCACGCAGUGUAUGAUCUAGAAAAGAUAAGCCUUAAACCGAACCCUAACCCAGCGUCACUUAAGGAACAUCGAAACGAGUGCUUUAACUUAAUCACAAUGGUUUAUACUGAAUUAUUAAAGCAUACAUCUUAUGCAUUUGAAGCUGAGGAACUGUACCAAUUUCUGUUGAAUAUAAACCAACAGCUGGGCACGAUUAUUAAGCAAAUUGGUACGGGAAACAAGAAAGUCAUAUCAGGCGGAUGUUUCUGUAGAGAGGAAAAAUGUGCAGUUUCCUAUUGUACUAGAAAAUGUAAGAAGGCUUGCGCUGUUGAACUUAAAUUCACUAAAUAUUAUUGUUUGGGUAAACUUAAUAAAUCAAUUGAUAUUGAUAAAAUUUGUGAUGGAACUCCCGACUGCUCAUUAGAAGAUGAUGAACGAGACUGUAAAAAAGAGAUGUGUCGAAAUCAUCAUCUAAGGUUGUUACAAUUUAAAAUUGAAGACGUUGGUGUCAAACAGAAAGGUACUUCGAUGGGUGAAGUUCUAUCCACUUGGAAAGAAAAGGUCAUAAAUACCUUAAAGGUAGCUGAAAAAUCUGGAAAACCAACGCCAAAAGUGAUCAAAGAAAUUGUAAAGGGUGCUCUAAGGGAUCUCGUAAUGACCUACGGUUCUGUGGAGGAGUACCGACGGAAGAAUAACAAUUAUGCUCUAGAUGAGUUUACUUUAAUAGCUCAAAAUGUUCUCGAUACUGUACGAUCUUGUAGCAAAUAA
Messenger RNA from Pieris macdunnoughi, 2814 nucleotides. Lineage: Eukaryota; Metazoa; Arthropoda; Insecta; Lepidoptera; Pieridae. The record is from the annotation of a GenBank genome assembly.